ACAAAGCCAGAGAAAGAAAGGAAGGGUGUUGCCUGCAACCCACCUGAACAGCUUGAGCAAAAGAGGAGGGACCAGACACACAUUCACUCUUAAACACAAGUCGUAUCUGGGGGGGAAUAUUCAGUCGAUUUUGCACAGCACCAAGAGGGGUAGGAAGGGAACUUUUUCCUGCUAGCACAAGAAGUUUCCCUGUUGUUUGAAUUUGUGAAGACGCAGGUGGAAAACAGUUAUUUUCCCUCUUCGGUUAAUCAUUGGGCAAAAGGGAGAGAAUUAAGGAUUUUCUUUUAGAGAACUUUGCUGUUUCUGGUUGGACUCUGGGACUUUGAUUGGGAAACAACAAACUAAGAGACUGAAAUGGGAGGAUGGGCGCUGCGUCUCGCUGUGGGGAUCUACGUUCUCUUGCUCGCUGUGACAGCCAGCCAUGCUAAUGAGGUGAACCACUGUACUGCUGCCAGGGCAAAAACCUGCUCAGAAUGCAUCCGGAUUGACACAGGAUGUGCUUACUGCCCCGAUGAGCUCUUCGAGUAUGAGCGUUGUGACCUGAGGGAAAACUUACAGGCCCGUAAAUGUAGUAGUCGGAUGGUAACAAUUGAGAGCAGUAGGAAAAUUGAAGAGAAUGUGCAAAUCGAUAAGUCACUGAAGUACUCUCAGGUGGCCCCUCAGCUAAUGAGCAUGACGCUUCUCCCCGGGGAGGAGAAGGAGGUGGAGAUGGAGGUGUUUGAACCAGCCCGUGGCCCUCUGGACCUCUACAUCCUCAUGGACUUCUCCAACUCUAUGUCUGAUGAUCUGGACAACCUGAAGAGGAUGGGAGACCAGCUGGCUCAGGUUGUUGGCAAACUCUCUGACGAUUACACCAUCGGAUUUGGCAAAUUUGUAGACAAAGUCACCGAGCCUCAGACAGACAUGAGGCCGUCCAAAUUAGCAGUGCCGUGGGCCAACAGUGACCCUCCGUUUUCAUUCCGUAACGUCAUCAGUCUCACCAACAACAUAAACACCUUUAGACAGAAGCUCCAGCGAGAGCGCAUAUCUGGCAACCUGGAUGCCCCCGAAGGGGGUUUUGAUGCCAUCUUACAGACUGCUGUGUGCCAGGAACAAAUUGGCUGGAGGAAACAAAGCACCCACUUGCUGGUCUUCUCCACCGAAUCGGCAUUCCAUUAUGAGGCAGACGGUGCCAAUGUGCUUGCGGGCAUCUUGGAUCGUAACGAUGAGCAAUGCCACCUGACUCCAGAUGGAAAUUACACACAUGAUAUUCGACAAGACUACCCAUCUAUACCUACCCUAGUGCGACUUCUGGUGAAACAUAACAUCAUUCCAAUCUUCGCAGUUACUAACCACUCCUACUCUUACUAUGAGAAACUUUCUGAAUACUUCCCUAUUGCUGAGCUGGGACAGUUGCAAGAAGAUUCCUCUAACAUCUUAAACAUUUUAGAUAAAGCUUUUCAGAAUAUUCGCUCCAAGAUCAGUAUCCGUGCAGAAGACAGACCAAAAGCAGUGGAAGCCAAGAUACUCUCUCAGUCCGGCACGUUUUCUGAAACUGGCUAUUUCAAAAUCAAUCCAGGUGAAACUGGUAAAUUUAGAGUCCGUCUGAAGGCUCUUAAUCAGGUGGGAGAGCAGCAUGUGUGUAAUGCCAACCAGGCUGACCGGGCAGGAACCUUAAGAGUCAAACCAACCACCUUUAGCUCUGCCUUCAGAAUCAAUGCUGAAGUGCUCUGUCAAACAUGUGACUGCGAAAAGACCCCAGUUAAAAAUGCAGUGCGCUGUAACAGCCAUGGAGAUCUUGUCUGUGGGAAAUGCCAGUGUUAUGAUGGAUGGCUAGGACCUUUCUGUAACUGUUCAGCAGGGUCCUCCACAGACUCUGCCAUGUGCAUCGAACCUGGCAAGACCAAGCCUUGCUCGGGCAGAGGAGACUGCAUGUGUGGGACCUGUGUGUGCUAUAACCCAAACCAGUUUGAAGGUCCCUUCUGCCAGUUUGACAAAUCUCAGUGCCAGAGAUUUGGUGGAUUUCUCUGUAAUGAACGUGGAAGCUGCAGUAUGGGCAGAUGUGUUUGUACACCGGGAUGGACUGGAGAUGCCUGUGAAUGUCCCAUCAGCAACGGAUCAUGUCUUGACAGCAAAGGGGGCAUCUGUAAUGGUCGUGGUGUGUGUAAAUGCGGUCGUUGUGAGUGUGAACACUCCGGACUUCCACUGAGCCCCACUUGUGAAGCAAACUUCCAGCAACAAUUGGGCAUGUGUGAAGCCAAAAGGAGCUGCGUUCAGUGCCAGGCCUGGAACACCGGUGAGAGAAAAGGACGGAAAUGUGAUGAAUGUUUCUUUAAAAUCAUCAUGGUGGAAGAGCUCGAAGAAGAUAAAAACGUAAUAGAGACGUGCAGUUUCCGUGACGAAGAUGACGACUGCACAUACCACUACACUGUGAAUUAUCCAUUAAACAUCACAGACAAAGAACACCACGUCCUAGUAAAGAAAAAGAAAGACUGUCCACCUGCAGGUUUCCUGUGGUUGAUUCCUCUCAUUAUGUUUCUGAUGUUAUUGCUUGGUUUGCUUUUGCUCUGCUGCUGGAAAUACUGCGCCUGUUGCAAGGCAUGUCUUGCUCUUCUCCCAUGCUGUGGCAGAGGUCGUAUGGUGGGAUUCAAAGAAGAUCACUACAUGCUACGCCAGUCUUUGUUGACCUCCGAUCAUUUGGACACCCCAAUGGUGCGCACCGGCCCGCCGAAAAGCACAGACAUUGUGCGCUGGAAAGUGACAGACAAUGUUCAUCGAGGACUAAACCACCCACAGAACCAAAUCAAACCCAACCCCAAAGAGACCAUUCAGUACCCUGUCUCUCUUCGUCUGAACCGGCAAUAUUCAGAAACUCUUUCCAACCCUGAGGCUCGAGACACAGACAUGCUCAGGCGAGAAGUAGAGGACAACCUCAAUGACGUGUUCCUGCAGAUCCCUGGCUCACAGAGAGUGCAAAAGACUCGAUUCAGGACACAAAGAAAUUCUGGAAAGAGACAGAACAACACGAUUGUAGACACGGUUUUAUCUGCUCCUCGUGCCAGUUACCCAGAUAUUGUGAAACUGACAGAUAAACAGGUUCAGGCUGGAAACUUCCGGGAUCUGAAGUUAGUUCCAGGCUACUACACUGUAGCCUCAGACAGAGAAGCGGCAGGGGCUGUGGAGUUUCAGGAGGGUGUGGAGUCCGUGGAUGUCCGGGUUCCCCUCUUUAUCAAAGAUGAGGAUGAUGAAAAGAAAGAGCUGCUUGUUCAAGCUGUUGACGUUCCAGUAGGAAUUGCGAAGAUCGGCAAAGAUCAUGUCAACAUCACCGUGAUUAAGGAACAUGCUAGGAGCAUCUUCACCUUCCUGCAGCCGUCAUACACCUACAGUCGUCAGGAUGGUGUGGCGAACAUCCCGAUCAGUCGUGAGAUCAUAGAGGAUGGACGGACUCAGGUCACAUACUGCACCCGUGACCUCACUGCCAAAGACAAGAAGGACUAUAUCUCAGCUGAUGGAGACUUGAGUUAUGCACCAGGUGAAAUGCAGAAGACAGUCCCAGUGAAACUCUUGGAGCUUGGGGAGGGAGAUGGAUUGCUGGAGGACAAACAGGUCAAACAGUUUGUAAUGGAUCUGAGUAACCCACGGCAAGGUGCUAAACUGGGCCGUUACCCACGCACCACCAUCACCAUCGCAGAUAAACCAGAACCCAGUGUCGUGAUGUUUAAGAAGAGCACUCAAACUUACAAUACAUCUGACCCGCUUUACUCCAUCCCUGUGGUACGCACUCGAAACCAGGAGGGUCCGACCACUGUGUACUGGCGCACAAACAAAGCCUCACGCUUCGACCUCUCCAGUCCUCUCAAAUUUGCUCCUGGCGAGACGGAAAAGAACGUUGUCAUUGAUCCUUGUUCGUAUCCAUCUCCCAUCAUACCUGAGACCUUCCAACUGGAACUGUUUGACCCAAGCAACAAUGCAGUCAUUGGAGAGAGGAAAACCUCAGUGGUGAAUGUCAUCGAUGGUAGAGGGGAUGGGAAAAUGGAUUUCCAGAAAAUGGAACAUGUUAAUAAGUCAGCCACAUCUCCUGGAGGACGCCUCUACUCCCCAACCAACAUCAAAGCUGUUGCUACCGGCCCUAAAAACAUCCGUCUAAACUGGAACCCCAGUGCAAAUGCCAAUGGUUACAAGGUGAAGUACUGGAUUUAUGGAGACCCUGAGGCUGAUGCUCAGGUACUGGAUGUGAAGACUCCUCAAGCCGAGCUGACUAAUCUCUACCCAUACUGCGACUAUGAGAUGCGUGUAUGUGGCUACAAUGCACUCGGAGAGGGCAAUUACAGUGAUGUCAUCCAAUGCCAGACUCUAGAGGAUGUACCUGGUGAACCUGGUCGCCUGGCUUUCAAUGUCAUCAGCCCCACUGUCACUCAGGUCAGCUGGGCGGAGCCAGCAGAGACCAAUGGUGUCAUUACUUCAUAUGAGGUUAUCUACACACCCAUCGACGAGAACAAGAAGCCUGUAGGACCUUCUAAGAAGGUGAUGAUUGACAACCCCAAAAAGCGCAUGCUGCUCAUCGAGAACCUGCAGCCUUCUCAGACCUACUGUUACAAAGUGCGUGCUCGCAAUAAGGUGGGCUGGGGCCCGUACAGAGAUGCCACAAUCAACCUGGCUUCACAACCUACCAGACCCAUGUCAAUUCCCAUCAUUCCUGACAUUCCCAUUGUGGACGCAGAAGCUGGCGAUGAAUAUGAUAGCUAUCUGAUGUACAGUAAUGAAGUACUGCGAUCCCCAACGGGUAGCCAGAGGCCUAGCGUCACAGAUCUGACUGAAGAUCAGUUUGUAAAUGGAAAGUGGGACCAGAAUUUCCUGUUCCCAGGAGGAAGCGGUUCCCUUUCCCGCAACGUCAGCUCCUCCUCAUCCACGUACAGCCAUUCCACACCCCGUCCUGGUGUGACCAAUCACAGCAGCACCACAACAUACAUUUCCGGCAAAGGAGGCUCAACGACACACAGAUAUGAUCUUAGGGAUGGCGGACUUCUCAAAGAGGAAGUGAUCCUGAGGAAGCGUUCUGAGAACAGACAUUACACGGACGGUGAUGGUGUGAGGGAUUCUAUUGUCAUGGGAAACCUGUCUGGUGGAUUUUUGGACAACUUAGGGGUCUCUAGCUUCAGCCAGAGUACAACUACCAGCUACAGCUUGAGCUCCAGAGCUCGUACUCAGUCUGAAGAUAUCAACGAUGCACUGCAGAACCUGGAUAGUGUUCUUCAGGGUGAGUUGUCUUUCGUUUCCUGUAUAGGUGAAGUAAAGCGUAUUGAAGUGAACAAUCCAUCUCAGAACUCUGUGGUGGUUCAGGAUCUCCUGCCCAACCAUUCCUACAUCUUCAAAGUGAAGGCCCAGAGUCGAGAGGGCUGGGGUCCUGAGAGAGAGGGAGUCAUCACCAUUGAGUCUGCUGUCGACCCCAAGAGUCCACUGAGCCCAAUGCCAGGAUCUCCAUUCACACUCAGCACUCCCAGCGCUCCAGGACCUUUGAUCUUCACAGCUUUGAGUCCAGACACGCUGCAGCUGAGCUGGGAGAAACCUCGCAAACCCAACGGGGACAUCCUGGGCUACGUGGUUACCUGUGAACAGCUGCACAGUGGAGGAGAUCUUCGCUCCUUCCAGGUGAAUGGCAAUGCUGCAACUUCUUUGACUGUGUCUGACCUGAAAGAAAACAUGCCAUACAAAUUCAAAGUUCAAGCCCAGACCACGCAGGGCUUUGGACCGGAGCGAGAAGGCAUCAUCACCAUCGAAUCCCAAGAUGGAGGCUCCAUGUCACAGUACAGCAGUCAUUCACUCACAAAGAGAGAGGUGUUCAACCUACCAACAGAGAUUACUUCACACACCAUGUUCUCAGAACCCUUUGUGUCUCCAGACGGGAUGAUGAUGAUGUCGAGCAGGCAGAUCACAGAGUCGGGCGGCACCAUCACGCGACAGGUGGAGAUGGUGCAGAGAGGAGUGAUGUCCAGCAGCACCAUCACUAAGAAGGUGGAUAGACAGUACUACGAGGCCUAAUUUAACUUCCUUUUGCCUUCAGCUGAAAUCACAUGGCCAAAACACGCUAAAGUCAAACUAGAAAAGUUCACAGACCAAUGUGCACAACAUGUGGUGUUUAUGUGAGCAUGAGAACAGCUGAGUGCUUGGAUUCCUCGGAUUAUUGCUCCUAAAGACCAAAGUCUUCAAGCCUUGAUGUUUUGUUGAAUGUAAAGACUUUUUAGUGUUAUCUUAUCACUUCCAAACAGGUAUUUGUUGAAAAUUUUGGCAUCAAUCCAUGUUUCAUGUAGUGUUUGCGAGAAAUGUUAUUGACGCAUGUGGCGUGGGAUACAGUUCUGUUGCUCGUUUGAGCUAGAUUGCGUUCAUUUUGACGAGGUUUGAAUUUCAUGUCAGUUUCAUAUCAUGUUGUUUAUAUCAUUGAUGUUGCUUUCCAGAUGUAUCAAGUUAUUUCAGCAUGUAGGUUUUCUAUAUGUAUUUGCCAUGUCUCUUGAAUUAACUCGUCAUUUUCCUCCUAAAUCAGUUUUUUUUACAAAAUGUUGCAACACAUAAGCGCAUACACAUAUGGACUAGAUUCUUGGGACUGUAAAUGUUACUGAGGUUUGUUUUUUUUACUGCCUGGUUGCAAGAUGUGCUGUUGUAACUUCAGGCCUGUGUCUGUAUUUCAGAUGACAUCAAAUCUGCCAGGUUUGUACACUGCUGGGAAUUUGGAAAAGAUUACCAAUCUCACACCUAUGUACCCCUGAAUUGCAUUUUUACUGCAUUUAAUAAUUUGUAUGAUACUUUUGACAUGAGUUUUAUAUUAAAAUUGCAUUUCACCAUCAUAUUCAAGCCGUAGUAUGCAAAACGUCUCACUGCAUAUUAGUUCACCGCACCAAUAAAUCAUCCUACCACAGUCGA
Sinocyclocheilus grahami is the source of this 6894-nucleotide messenger RNA. Its product is annotated as integrin beta-4-like. The record is from RefSeq and is a predicted model, not a curated record. Gene Ontology annotation, cellular component: membrane; focal adhesion; cell surface. The coding region runs from base 355 to 6018 and encodes 1887 amino acids. The transcript is spliced from 41 exons. NCBI's taxonomy places the organism in Eukaryota, Metazoa, Chordata, Actinopteri, Cypriniformes, Cyprinidae. Gene Ontology annotation, molecular function: integrin binding. Gene Ontology annotation, biological process: cell communication; cell-cell adhesion; cell-matrix adhesion.